Puccinia graminis f. sp. tritici CRL 75-36-700-3 is the source of this 829-nucleotide messenger RNA. RefSeq lists its product as uncharacterized. The transcript is spliced from 7 exons. Bases 31 to 741 code for a protein of 236 amino acids. The record is from RefSeq and is a predicted model, not a curated record. NCBI's taxonomy places the organism in Eukaryota, Fungi, Basidiomycota, Pucciniomycetes, Pucciniales, Pucciniaceae.
AAAAAACUGAUACUUCUAAAGAUCAUCAUCAUGCUUGCUCCCUCUCAUCACCUUGCCCUUGCUAUGUCUCUGCUCACUGGAGCUUGGUUGGCUCGUACAGGCUCCACUGCAUUGAACUGUGCUGGUGGCGAAGUAGUUGAUUGGAAUGAGUGCACUCGGUACGAAAUCUCUGUCUCGUCGAAUGUCUAUCCGUUCAAUCUUCGGGAACUGAUCCUUACUUUCGCUUUAUGUAAAUCAACUCCCGAAAUCCAAUUGGUGUCUGCUUUAUUAACCAGAGCCAUCGCAACUAUCGUCUAUGAUAAGCCAAAGAACACUCUUGAUAGAGUCUCGAGCAGGUUUGCGAAGCUCUCGGGCAAUUGUACCAUACUCGUUAACAAUCCCAAUAGGGAGGUAGUAACCAAGCAACAAAUCGAGGCUGGUUUCAAGAGUAUCUUGGACGCAUGCAAACCCAAUACGGGUUCAAUCAGCUUAUCCGAUUCAGUUUAUGUUGAAAGCCAAAACCAUCAAUCACUGCAUGAUACCGAUUACCUCGCUCCUACCACUUUGACCUGUGGUCUUAACAGCAACGCACCAUUAACUGUGGACAAAGAUUGUCAAGAUGCGUUCGACAGUAUUUCUGUCGAUCGGUGGGGUCGGUUGUUGGGUGAUAAGGGUAAACCGGCACCUUCCGUAUUGAAGACAUUGAAAACCUGCACGGUACUCAUCUAUACAACUGAUGCCUCCCAACUCAUCGCACUGUGAAUCGACUAUUCAAUAGUCCACAAAACGCCUCCGUGUGGACUACGGGAUAGCCAUUUGGCUUACCUCGUUUCUCCUCGCUGUUUCUCUU